Messenger RNA from Aspergillus pseudonomiae, 525 nucleotides. RefSeq lists its product as uncharacterized. The coding region runs from base 103 to 378 and encodes 91 amino acids. The record is from RefSeq and is a predicted model, not a curated record. The transcript has a single exon. Lineage: Eukaryota; Fungi; Ascomycota; Eurotiomycetes; Eurotiales; Aspergillaceae.
UCAUGUACCAAGAGCUUUGUUAGGCCUCGAUAAUCCUGGCGAAAUAUACAAGCUCCAUUAAAUAGGCUACCAUGCCUCCCAACUCACUGCGCAUUCUGGGGCAUGGUCAAACAAUCACCUAGUAGUGUCAUGGGCAAUGCACCACACACAAACCCCUCAGCCAACGAACUCGUCAUCAAAAUAAAAGCGAUAGUCCUGAACCCAGCCGACGUCGGCACCCAGAAACUCGAAGUUCUCAUUGAUGGCUACCCGGAAAUUCUGGGCUGUGAUGCCACCGAGGAGAUCGUGGAAGUUCACCUCACCCUAGCUGAACUGUAUACCCCCAGUGAUCUUGUCAUUUGUGCAACCGGUCCAUUGAACAGGAAGGACAGCAAAUAAUGUUGCUCGGCCUUCCAGGAAUAUGUGGUUCUGAAGGUGCCUUUCAUUGUCAAAGCCCCGAAUAGGAUGGCAUAUGAGGACGAGGAUGCCGUUCUGUUCCCGCUAGGGGAUAUUAUUACUUCCAGCUGUUUGUUUGCGGAGCAAACU